ACGAUAUCUGCCAGCCACCACAAUGCAAUUGGACUUUCAGUAGAUUUCUCUUCUUGGUUUAACUAGAUAUUAUUGUAGUCUCUCAAACAGUAGCAUGUGUUCAUCAAUCGGGAGUGUGACUAGUCCAGAUGCCGUAGUUGCGUCAUGCUUCAGUCAGCCAAUGAAUGUGUUAUAGUUUUUUAUAUAUUAUGUUAUAGUGUUAUAUAACAUUAUAGUGUUCGCCCAAUUAUAUAUUAGAGAGUUUUCGUACAUCGUACGCUAUCCCUUACGUGCGUAAAAGUGACAGCGUACGAUUCUUCUGUGCUGUGUGCCAGUUUAAAUUGCUGCGAUAUGUCUACACCCCCUUAAAGUAUACAAUACACAUGCACAUUUCGUUCAGAUCACUGCCCCGUUUGCGAGUGACAUUUGGUGCUUCGAACGUUUGUACUGCUUUCAGACAGUGUUGUUGACCCCAGCUAGUUGACGUACCGCUACCGACACGUGCUGUCGUUUUCCCAAUUUUCUUCUGUUGCCUUCUUUCUAGACCUCCAGGCGACGCUCGAAAUUGCCACUUCGACAUGGGACUGCGCGCCCCACAGACACAAAUUAUCUACUAUGUCCUUACUCGUUACACUUUACCACACCCACUGCGCAUCCAUAUCCUCGCAAGCCGCGCGCCGCGCCGCGCAGGUCGCAAGGCAGAACGCAGAACAUUCCCCCACAAGGGAACCACGCCCGCGUCAUGAUCUAAUCACGUGCACAGCAUGUGUUGUUCCCACUCCAGCUGUCCGACUCCAAACACAGCCACCGGCUGCCGUGCAUUGCGCUGUACCACAUCUGCCGCAAUUUGCAUUCCUGUUAUUUGACGCUCAAAAUGCUAAUUUCAGAUUGAGGUAAUCAAAAAUGUAAAAGAAACGAUUUUGUCACAACAGUGAUCUCCGUUAUUUGACAAAUUUCUCUCCAUCCUCUGAGUGGAUCUGCUGCAGGGUGCCAUGGCAACAACACGUCAUCCGGGAGAGCGAUCGGAUUGGCUGUGAAUGGGAGAGUGGCCCAUAUUAGCCAAUCCGCGGCUGCUUCUGCCGUCCGGGCCUUCAUUAUAAGCAACAGUAAACGUGUACACAGUACGGGCAGUACGAGUACGUGGUGCAGAGUAAGCGUUGUCUUCAGUGCUUACUGAUACCGCCAUAUUCCUUGUCUUCCGGAUCUUUUGAUCUUAACUGAACGCCACUCACAAUGGAGACAACGAAGGUUGCGUUGCAGAAAAUAAGCAAAGAUGAGACUAUACGUCUCCGGGAAACGUACAUUGGGACGUCUUGCACGGUAUUCUUCAAAAACGAUGGUCCACUCAAGAUUGUCCAGGGCAGAGGCCAGUACAUGUAUGAUGAGAUGGGCAACGAGUACUUGGAUUGCAUUAACAACGUUGCACACGUCGGCCAUUGCCACCCCCACGUUGUCAAGGCUGGCUCGGAGCAGAUGGCAAAUCUCAGCACAAACUCUCGUUACCUGCAUGACAAUUUGGUCUUAUACGCUCAAAGAAUCACAAAUUAUUUCCCCAACAAGCUCUCUGUGUGCUACUUUGUCAACUCUGGGUCUGAGGCUAAUGACUUGGCAUUGAGACUUGCGCAGGCUCACACUCAGAAUAAAGAUGUCAUUUGUCUUGAUGGUGCAUACCAUGGUCACCUCACGUCAACAACUGCCAUCAGCCCUUACAAGUUCAGUCACAUUCGGGGAUACAAGAAAAAGAAGUCUGUGCAUGUGGCUCCACUGCCAUGCACCUACAGGGGAAAAUACAAGGCAGAUGACCAUCAUGGAAAAGACAUUGGCCUUUUGUAUGCAAAUGAAGUGCAGAACAUUAUUAACAGCAUUCAUUCUGCUGGACGCUCCGUUGCAGCUUUUAUUUGUGAAUCGCUCGUUAGCUGUGGUGGGCAGUUUCCUCUUCCAGAGAACUACAUGAGGAAUGUUUACAACUAUGUACGCAAUGCCGGUGGAGUCUGUAUCGCUGAUGAAGUGCAGACUGGAUUUGGACGUAUUGGUGAACACAUGUGGGGCUUUCAACUCCAAGGAGAAGAUGUCUGCCCAGACAUUGUGACUUUGGGUAAACCUAUUGGUAAUGGCCAUCCCAUUGCAAUGGUUGUGACUACAAGAGACAUUGCCACAAGCUUCGAAAACUUGGGAGUGGAAUAUUUCAACACGUAUGGCGGCAACCCUGUCUCCGUGGCUAUAGCUUCUGCGGUGCUCGAUGUCAUCGAGCAGGAGAACCUGCAACAACAUGCGAAAGAAGUCGGUGACUAUCUCAUAAAUUCGCUCAAAGAAUUGCAGAGCAGGCAUCCAUUGAUUGGAGAUGUUCGUGGCUGCGGGCUCUUUGUGGGGGUAGAACUCGUACUUGACAGACACACAAAGGAACCGGCAACCGAAGAAGCUCAGCACCUGUCACUGAAGCUGAAAGAACAGCACGUUCUUCUAAGCACAGAAGGCAAAUACGGUAACGUCCUCAAGUUCAAGCCACCAAUGGUAUUCACGAAAAAGAAUGUUGACGAUGUUGUGGCCAAGCUCAACGUUUUGCUCGGUAACAUCGAGAAAGCAAGGGGACUGACGUAUUCGUUGACGUGUAUCUCUGCCGCUCUCGCGGGCAGUGCCGAUUCCCUCACUGAAUCCGAUUCCACGGGGCCCUUCGAAGACUUGACAUCGGAUGGAGAGUUGUCGUCUGCCUCGUCAAUCGAAAUGCCCGAUAAUCGGCCACUCUCUUCUUGCUGACAGAGGACACGCGUGCUUCACUGUGUCAGUAACUUAUUUUAUAUUUAGAGACAGUCGUAGAAUUGUUUCUAAAUUUCUCUUUUAGCUGGUAGCCAGCUGUGGUUUUUAACAGAUUUUAUUUCUGUCAUUGUAAUGCAUGACCUUUGCAUGAUCGUACAAACUCUGCACAUUAUGCUAUUAAAACAUAAUAAAAUAUGCAGUUUUACUUA
Molecule: messenger RNA, 2942 nt
Organism: Ornithodoros turicata
Lineage: Eukaryota; Metazoa; Arthropoda; Arachnida; Ixodida; Argasidae
Product: 5-phosphohydroxy-L-lysine phospho-lyase-like
Exons: 11
Coding region: 1213-2733 (506 amino acids)
Molecular function (GO): pyridoxal phosphate binding; transaminase activity
Source: RefSeq, a predicted model, not a curated record